GUGGUCUGAACUUUUGGGCAAGACAUGAUGGUAGCAGUACAAAGAUUGUCGUUUAUGUCAGCCUCUCUUUCUUUCUUUCUUUCUCUCUCUCUCUCUCUCUCCAUCGUAGCGCUUGUAAGCUUCUUCACAAGCUUCCCCAUCGGCCCAAGUCUACCUCUGAUCACAGACAGCAAUCGAAAAAAGGGGUAGGUGGUGGUAGAUAUGGGUAUCUUCGCCCUCCUCCGCUCGGUCCGAAUGGCAAUCCGACGACAAUUCGAGAAGAAGGCUCGAUUCACGUACGACGUCGAUUUGGAGAGCCCUGCAGAAGAAGAAGAAGAAGCCUCAUCCCCAGUGCAUACGUCUCCGACGAUGGUGGUGGCGGCGAGUGUUGCGGAGAAUUCACGUUCAUUCCUAGACAGAACCCUGGACGGGCCGGGUCCUUUUUGUUUCCAGACAGUAGCAGUGCCUGGUCUGGACGACAUGGAUAUGACGGGCCAAGACGGCUCGUACUAUUUUACAAUAUGCAAGGCUACUGCUGCUCCCUCGGGCUUGCUGAUUGACUUUCGGGAGAGUGACGAGGAUGAAGGGGAAAGCUGCCAGAUAGAGGGAGGAAGAGACAGAGACGGAGACACAAGUUGAUAGGUAGGUAGGUAGGUAGGUAGGUAGGUAGGUAGGUAGUGGUGCUUUAGACAACGUCUUACAAUGUACGCCCAUACCACCACCCCCAAUGUCUCAUUCAUCAAUUAAUCGGC
Messenger RNA from Pleomassaria siparia CBS 279.74, 731 nucleotides. NCBI's taxonomy places the organism in Eukaryota, Fungi, Ascomycota, Dothideomycetes, Pleosporales, Pleomassariaceae. The record is from the annotation of a GenBank genome assembly.